UUUACUUGUAACAGAGUAGUUUUACAUUGUGACAUUACUUUACUUAAGUAAAAUAUCUGAGUCCUUCUUCCGCCACUUCUAAACCCAACCCAACCUUAACCAUAUGACCAGUGUAUCAGUGUAUACGGUCAUAUCACACUGAUACACUGACAGAAGACUGACCACCAGAAGCAUUCACUCAUCGGUCGGUUAGUGAGGGAAUAGUAAAUGAGCUGUUUCGCUGUAAAGGACGGAGGACUUGUUGGAGGGUAAACCUGUGGUCCUUUAGUUGGUGGAUGGUCUCUAUAUCAUGUGCACUCUAGUCUUGUAAGCUUGUAAGUGGCUUUACUUCAAAGAAAAGGGAGAAAAGAUACGUGGCAAUCAUGAUGUUCAAACUCAAAUAUUUGACAAGCAGAAAAUGUGCCCGUCGGUGCGAGCGCGCGAUUGUGUAAAUGCAGGAGUCACCGAGCCGUUUCCCGUAGCCUGCAGGCAGUGUUCUGCUCUGUGUACCACUCCCAAGAGCCUGGGAGGAGGCCAUGAAGGAAGCCACGGAAGGAGGGGCCUGCCUGCCCAGCCUCAAGCCCACACAGGUGAACUCCUGUUGGGGUGGAAUGCAGAAGGGAGGGGGCCCUUGACACAGAGAGGUGUGGAGCUUUUUUAACUUCUAACAGGGCGGGGGAGAGAUAGAGGUACAGGAAGGGAGUUAACCCUCUCCGUCACAGCCGCUCACCUGGAUAAAGUAGGGAGAGUGUGUGUGUGGGUGUGUGUGUGUGCAGAAGCUAAAGUAGGGAUACAAUCACAGCACACAGUCAUUUUCACUCGGUUGCUCUGGGUCUCACUGUCUCUCAUAUCUCUCUCCCGUACACACUUAAAAACUCUAGCACCUACGCGGAUACACAUACACACACACACACACACACACACACUCUCUCUCUCUCUCUCGACUCAGCUGAGCGUAAGGACAAGUCAGUCAAUAUUUGACCAGAACUCAACUGUACGGGAACAAAAGGCUUAUUUUUGGAACUUUGAACACAUUUUUUGGACACGAGGACUUGGAGAAGAAGUUAUUUUUAUUUCUCUACAGGUGGAUACAAACUUUCCCCAAACUUUUGGGUCAAACAAAGCAAGAAGGAAUUUUUUUCUUUCUUAUUUAUUGUCGGACUUUUGGACUUGGACUGGGCGAGAGCGCGCGCAGUAAGAGGAAGGAGAUGGGGAGAUGGACGUUGCGUCUCUCAGUGGGGCUCGGGCUGCUAGCCGUCCUGUUGACCGGCUGUUAUGCCGAAGAAAACUACUGCUUCGCUGCCAGGGCCGGGACCUGUUCACAAUGCCUGCAGGUGGGGACAGGCUGUGCCUACUGCCCUGAUGAGACCUUUAAUGGCCCUCGCUGCGACCUGUACAAGAAUAUACUUGCCCACGGCUGCAGUCCUGCUGUAAUCACAGAUCGCAGCAGUAUGAAGAUUGAAAAAAAGCAACAAAUCAACACGAACCUUCAGCUGUCCCAAGUGUAUCCACAGCAGAUGAGCAUGAGCUUUCUGCCAGGAGAGGAGAAGACGGUUGACUUCCAAGUGUUUGCUCCGACUGAAGGCCCCCUGGACCUAUAUAUUCUCAUGGACUUCUCCAACUCUAUGGCUGACGAUUUGGAAAACUUGAAGAGGAUGGGCAACGGGCUGGCUACCUUUGUUAAGACGCUGUCAAAAGACUACACCAUCGGGUUUGGAAAGUUUGUCGACAAAGUCAUCGAGCCCCAGACGGACAUGAGACCCGAAAAACUGGCUAAGCCGUGGCCCAACAGCGACCCACCGUUCUCUUUCCAAAACGUCAUCCGGUUGACCAACGACGCGGAGAGCUUCAGCAAUAAGCUCCAGAAUGAGAAAAUAUCUGGCAACCUGGAUGCUCCUGAAGGAGGUUUUGAUGCCAUAUUGCAGGCUACAGUUUGUGGGAAGGAGAUCGGCUGGCGUAACGAAAGCACGCAUCUCCUGGUCUUCUCCACCGAGUCAGCCUUCCACUACGAGUCAGACGGUGCCAACGUGCUGUCGGGCAUCUUGAAGCGCAACGACGAGGGCUGCCACCUCGACGACGAUGACAAAUACACAAAGGAUAUACACCAGGAUUACCCUUCAAUACCCACACUGGUCCGUCUGCUGGGCAAACACAACAUCAUUCCCAUCUUUGCUGUCACCAAUCACUCCUACGAUUAUUACGAGAAACUCAAAGACUACUUCCCCAUUGCUGAAAUCGGUCUGCUGCAAGAAGACUCUAAGAACAUCCUGGAACUCAUGGAGACUGCCUUCAAGAGUAUCCGUUCUAAGAUGAGCAUCCGUGCAGAGAACACACCAGGCGCUAUCAAGGAAACGUUCUUCAAUGUCGAUGGAUUUGAACAAGACGGGGCCUUUACUUUGUUGCCUGGCGAAAUAGGCAACUUCAAGAUGCGGCUCACAGCCCAGCGAAUGAUCGAUGAACAACUUGUCUGCCAGAUGGGUCAGGGCACAAAAGAGGGGAUAAUGGCAGUCAAACCUACAACCUUCAACACUGCCCUCAAAGUUAAGGCCUCGAUUUUGUGUCCAAUCUGCGAAUGUGAGAAGUCUCCCAUCCCUAAUGCAGCCAGGUGCAACCAACAGGGAGACCUUGUGUGUGGGAAGUGUCAGUGCAGUGGUGGCUGGGUGGGUCCCUUCUGUAACUGCUCAAAAACACAGUCUGUGGACAAAAGUCAGUGUAUUGGUCCGCAAAUGAAGGACCCAUGUUCAGGCCGUGGGGAGUGCCAGGAGUGUGGAACCUGCGUGUGCAACAACCCGGAUCAGUUUGAGGGACAAUUCUGUCAGUACGACAAGACCCAGUGUCAAAGACAUGGCGGCUUCCUCUGCAAUGACCGGGGCUCUUGUGUCAUGGGUCGGUGUGCGUGUUCUGAGGGCUGGACGGGCGAUGCCUGCGGGUGUCCCAAGAGCACCCAGACCUGUCUGGACAGCAGGGGUGGCGUCUGCAAUGGGCGAGGUCAAUGUAUCUGUGGCCAAUGUAAGUGUCUUGGCUCUGGUUUGGCAAUGACUACAACCUGUGAGCCAAAUUUCGAGGCCCAGAUGGGUGUGUGCGAGGGGACGAGGUCUUGUGUCCAGUGUCAGGCCUGGAAAACAGGAGAAAAGAAAGAGAAAGAAGAAUGUGACAAGUGCCUAUUCGAAAUUGUCUUGGUGGAUGAACUCAAAAAAGCGGAGAAGGGUUUAGAAGCGUGCAGUUUCCGUGAUGAGGAUGACGACUGUACUUACAACUACACUGUCGCAACCCCGAAAGAUUCCAGUCGUACAGCCCUGGAGGUCCAGGUGCUCAAAAAGAGAGAUUGUCCCCCUGCCAGCCUCCUGUGGUUGCUCCCGCUCCUCUUGUUCCUCUUGUUGCUGCUGGCACUUCUGCUGCUCUGCUGCUGGAAAUACUGUGCCUGCUGCAAAACCUGCUGCCAGAGCUGUCUUGCCCUGCUGCCUUGCUGUAGGACAGGUCGUAUGGUUGGCUUCAAGGAAGAUGAGUAUUUGCUCCGUCAGUCUCUGCUCACCUCAGACCAUCUGGACACACCAAUGGUGAGGACCGGCCCACCCAAAGGAACCGAUGUGGUUCGCUGGAAGGUCACAGAUAACGUACACCGAUCACCCAAUCACCCCCAGGCUCUGAUAAAGCCCAACCCUAAAGAGACCAUCCAGUUCCCGAUCUCUCUCCGACUGAACAGGCUGUUCGCUGAGAACCUGUCUCGUCCCGAAUCCAGAGAUGCCGAACAGCUCCGCAAGGAAGUUGCCGAUAACCUAAAUGAGUUCUACAAGCAGAUCCCCGGCGCCCAGAAGGUUCAAAAAACCUCAUUCAGAAUGCAGAGAAAUGCCGGAAAAAGGCAGGACUACGCCAUCAUGGACACCGUCCUAUCUGCUCCUCGCAGCAGCUACCCUGAUAUCGUCAAGCUCACGGAGAAAAGCGUCCAGUCUGGAAACAUGCAUGAUCUCAAGGUGGUGCCUGGCUACUACACUGUGGCCACAGACCGAGAGGCCGCAGGAGCAAUAGAGUUCCAAGAAGGUGUGGAGUCGGUAGACGUCCACGUGCCGCUCUUCGUCAAGGAUGAAGACGAUGACAAGAAGCAGCUGCAGGUGGAGGCCAAUGACGUGCCACUGGGUAUCGCUGAGAUUGGAAAACGUUUGGUCAACAUCACCAUCAUCAAAGAGCAUGCCACCAGUGUCUUCUCGUUCCUCCAGCCGGCCUACACCUACAGCAGGCUGGACGGAAUUGCCAACAUCCCGAUCAGCAGAGAGAUCAUAGAAGAUGGACGCUCACAGGUCACCUACCGCACACGGGACCUCACAGCCAAGGAUAAGAAGGACUAUGCGGCUAUGGAAGGAGACCUGACCUUUAAUCCUGAUGAGACCCAGAAGAUGGUGCCUGUUCGUCUGCUGGAGCUGAGCGAGAAAGAUGGCCUCCUGGAAGACAAACAGUUUAAGCAGUUUGUCAUGGAUCUCAGCAACCCGCGGCAGGGCGCCAAGCUGGGACGCUACCCGAGAACUACUAUCACCAUCACAGACCAGCCAGAGCCCAGUGUGAUGAUGUUCAAAAAGGGCACCCAGACCUUCAGCACAUCUGAUCCCACCUACACCAUCCCCGUGGUCCGCACUCGCAACCAGGACAGCCCCGCCACAGUGAAGUGGCGCACCAAGAAGGCCAAGCGCUUUGAAUUAUCCGGCCCUCUGAAGUUUAAUCCUGGAGAGACGGAGAAGAACAUAGUGAUCGACCCGAGGGCCCACCCUGGCCCAAUCAAGCCAGAGACCAUCCAACUGGAGCUGUAUGACCCAAGUAGCAACGCCUCUGUCGGAGACAGGAAGACCACCCUUGUCAAUGUCACUGACGGAGUUCCUGCACCAGAGAUUUCCCAAGUGCAGCAGAAGGGCUUCGUAAGCCCAAAAGUCACCUCCCCUGGCGGUCGCCUUUUAGCCCCAGCAAACCUUAAGGCCAAAGCAACUGGACCCAGAAACAUCCGCCUCAACUGGGACCCGGCGUCUGGUAACCCCAUGGGGUACAAGGUAAAGUAUUGGAUCUAUGGCGACCCAGAGAAAGAUGCCCAGGUCUUAGAUGUGAAGACUACUCAAGCUGAGUUGACCAACCUGUACCCCUUUUGUGACUACGAGACAAGAGUGUGCGGCUACAACGCAAUGGGAGAUGGCAACGACACAGAAAUGGUUCCCUGUCAAACACUUGAGGAUGUGCCUGGUGAACCUGGACGUCUGGCCUUUAAUGUCAUCAGUCCGACUGUCACUCAGGUGAGCUGGGCAGAGCCUGCAGAGACCAACGGCAAAAUUACGGCUUACGAGGUCAUCUACACUCCCAUCGACGACGAAAAGAAGGCGGUGGGCCCUGCUAAGAAAGUAAAGAUCGACAACCCCAAGAAGCGAAUGCUGUUGAUUGAAAACCUCCAGAACGCUCAGACCUACCAGUACAAGGUCCGUGCCAUGAACAGCAUAGGCUGGGGCCCCUUCAAAGAUGCCACCAUCAACCUGGCGUCACAGCCUGCUAGACCUCUGUCCAUUCCCAUCAUUCCAGAUAUCCCUAUUGUGGAUGCAGAGGCAGGAGACGAGUAUGACAGCUACCUGAUGUACAGCGAUGAGGUGCUGAGGUCCCCUACAGGCUCCAAGACACCCAGCGUCUCUGGUGAAGAUUACAUGAUGAAUGGGAAAUGGGACCAGAACUUCCUUUUCCCAGGGGGAUCAGCGACACGCAACUUGUCUUCCUCGUCCUCUCCAAUGUCCACCAUGAACUCAAACUACAAAGGGGCAGGCGGCUCCUUUAUCACCGACACAUCCACCACCUACAUGUCAGGAGGCUCUCGCAGAACUGACAUGAUCGGAGGAGUCCACACGUCAGAGGUGGUCAUGAGGAAGCGCUCGGACAGGGGCUACGGAGAUGAAAACAUCCGAGACUCCAUCAUCAUGGGAGACGUGUCAAGCAAGUUCCCAGAUCUAGGUGGGUUCGGCUACGCUGGGAUGCAGAGCAGCUCUCAGAGCCAGUUCAGCUACAACCUGUCUACGGGCCCGAGGGCCAGGACCGAGUCUUCAGAAGUCAAUGACGCCCUCUCUAAUCUGGACAGGGUGCUCCAUGAUGCUCGACUGUCUCCGGGUGUACCUGACACCCCUAGCAGACUGGUGUUUUCUGCUCUCGGUCCCACUGCCCUCAAAGUCAGCUGGCAGGAGCCCCGCUGUGACAAAGACAUCAUGGGCUACUGUGUCCUCUACCAGCUGCUCAGUGGAGGUGAGGGGAAGCGUAUUAAUGUGACGAACCCAGCAGAGAACUCUGUAAUCAUCCAGGACCUGCUGCCCAACCACUCCUACCUAUUUAAGGUGAAGGCUCAGAGCCAGGAGGGCUGGGGUCCAGAGAGAGAGGGGGUCAUCACCAUCGAGUCCGCUGUCGACCCCAAGAGUCCCCUCAGCCCGAUGCCAGGCUCGCCAUUUACUCUAAGCACUCCCAGUGCCCCGGGCCCCCUGGUCUUCACCGCACUGAGCCCCGAUUCCCUGCAGCUCAGCUGGGAGAAACCCCGUAAACCCAACGGAGACAUCCUGGGAUAUGUAGUCACCUGCGAACAGCUGCAUGAUGGAGGAGACGUACGUUCCUUCGAAGUGAGCGGGGACAGUGCUGAGACCAGUCUGACCGUCCCAAACCUGACUGAGAACGUUCCCUACAAGUUUAAAGUUCAGGCUCGAACCACCCAGGGCUUCGGUCCUGAGAGGGAGGGCAUCAUCACCAUCGAGUCUCAGGAUGGAAGUGAUUUGUCUCAGUACAACAGCCAAUCAAUGUCGAGGAGGGAAGUUUUCCAAAUGCCAACAGAAGUCAGUACGCGGACCAACGUCUCCCACACCAUGAUGCAGGACCCUUUCUUCUCAGAUGGGUCGAUGAUGACCACACAGCACACGGAGACCAGCGGCAUGGUGACCCGUCAAGUCACCAAGGAAGUGGUUCAGCGGAGCAUGAUGGGAGGAACCACGGUCACAAAGAAGAUGUUUUAUGAAUCGUAAGGUCUUAUUUAACGACGUGCAAAAUUCAGCAGCCAAAGGUCCACCACGAUGACGAACCGUACCUGAGAUUCUCUUUCAAAAAGAGUCGGCUUCAGAGUACUCAUGCGCGAAUCUGUGUAUGUUUUUAUAUGCGUGCGUAGAUUCUGUAACCCAAAAAACAAUUUCAUGUAAUAAAUAGACGGAGAGGAGGGCGCUCGCUCAUAUCUGUUACAAACCAUGGCCACUUUCCUCCAUUGAUGAGGAUGAUUUUAACAUUUACAUUCAUUUUCACGGUUGCGUCUGAUGUAUUUCAUUUAGGUUUCUUUCCACACUCAACGUGCUUUGCCCGGGGCCACUUUUGCAAAAGCACAAUAGGUCAGGGACCAGUUAAUAAACACUUUUUUUUAUAAACAAGCUCUAUUUGUCUAUUUUGAUGCUUUUUUUAAUCCACUCUGGCACCUUUUUUUUGUUAAAAGUACAACAAAAUAUCCCAUUGUUAAUCAAUGUAUUUGAAUUGGAGAAUGGUCGUCUCUGUAUCGUAAGUAGAGUUUCACUGACUAAACAAAUAAUUUAGUUUUAGACUCCGCCCCUCUGUCACACACCUUUAAAUCGGGGCCAGCACGGGCCAGUAAUCUGGCUGUGGUUCAGUAAUCCAGAGUGACCUUGGCCCCUUGUCUCCCAUCCUCCACCUGUCUGUAAGAGGUGUGUUGACUGUUUCAGGUGAAACCCACCAAAUUUCAACUUCCCCGUCUUCUCGAGGUGUAGGAGAGAUUGUCUUGAAAUCGUUGUGGAUGUUUCAUGAGGUCCAUCAUAUUUUCACCUGAGUGGUGUUAUCCUGAGUGAUCAAGAGAAAACAUAAAAGUGGUGGAUUUGGGACUUUUGUUCAUAGAUUUGUAUUAUAUUAAAGUGUGAUUUAAAAAAAAAAAACAUGUUCCAAGCAUAUUUAAUACUUUUUAAGAUGUUUACUUAAGCAGACUGACGUUAAAUGUAAUGCCAAAUAUAGAGAUAUUCUCUCAAACACAGGUUGGUGCUUGUGUUAGUCAUCUAUAUGCACAUUUCCUUACUGACAAGAACGAUUUUACAAUACACACACGUUAAGAAAUCCAUUAGAUGUAACAUGUUUCUCAUGUUUUUUUUGCAUUUCGUAAGAUAUUUUAUACUUAACAACGUGGUAUACACUGCUUCAAGUUGAUUCUUUUUAUAUGCUUCUUUACUCUGCAAGGCCAUUGUAUUUCGCAUUUUUUGAUGGAUCAACAUUCGAACAAUGAGAUCUUGAUAUUUUAGAAAAAUGGUUACGAAAAGACAGAAAGAUUGUAUUUGCUUCAAUGCAAGUCCUGCCGUAUUUUGGCUCCACAUUUAGUUGAGAAGGCUUUUGCAAAACAUAUUUUGAGAGGAAAUGUUUGUUAGAAAAACCCUGAUGUGGAUAAGUGGAUGAACCUCUCUCCAAAAAUUAAGUAUUCAUGUACUUUUGAUCAACAUGUAUCACUUACCUUUAAGCAUCUGAGCACAUACUUUUUUUUGUAUCACUUUUAUUGCAGAAUAAAGAUUUGAAACAAA
Molecule: messenger RNA, 8531 nt
Organism: Anarrhichthys ocellatus (wolf-eel)
Lineage: Eukaryota; Metazoa; Chordata; Actinopteri; Perciformes; Anarhichadidae
Gene: itgb4
Product: integrin, beta 4
Exons: 42
Coding region: 1188-6995 (1935 amino acids)
Biological process (GO): cell communication; cell-cell adhesion; integrin-mediated signaling pathway
Cellular component (GO): membrane; focal adhesion; cell surface
Molecular function (GO): integrin binding
Source: RefSeq, a predicted model, not a curated record